AUGGCUCAGCCUCGAAGCCGCUUUGACCCACGCGUUGUGCGAUCCCGAAACUGCGCCAACGCCAAGAAGGCGCACCGCGCGGCCCUCCACCGACGGUCGGAGCGCGCUCGGGACGAGGAGAGGCGACGGCGCACCGAGGAGUGGGAACGCACGCUGAUGUUGGCGCGCGCGUCGCGGGUCGUGGCUCGCCACAACGCUGAAGCCGGGGCCUUGAGGCUGGUAUCCACGUAUCACAAGAUGCUGCAGCACGGAUACUUCGCCAUGGACAUCGGACAUCCGAGAACAAUUGAGAUCCAGGACUUCGUGGGCUCGGUCCUGGCCGAAGACAUGAUCACCCCCGAGUUCAUCGGCCUGAAGACGUUCAUGCAGCAAUGGGACUUCCUGUCACGAUUCCAUUCCGAAGUUGACUUUCGCGCUGAUCGACUGCAGCUCUUCCCCAUGGAGGGGGCUGCCAAGACGUACCCGAGCUUGGCUGGACGAGAUCGAGAUGAAGCGGUCUACGUGGUCAAAAGCACGGGCACGACGACGCUCAGAAUUUCGCGCCUGACGAUUGAGAACAUCUUCCCACACAUUCUCAACGACGAGCAAUUAGUGCAGCACCUCAUCGGCAAGACGUACAGCUUCAACUUUACCAUCUUCUCACACGUCAGCGCGGACGGGGUGAUCUUCCAGAUGGAGUCCCGGGUGGAUCUCUCGUCAACGCUCAUGACACUUGUGCAAGACCGCGAUGCUGCUACCAGUAUUAUUCGCAAAGCUGCGAUCCUGCCCAGUGGGAACCUGUCAUUGCAAGACGAAGUGCGCGAUUCACAGAACACGAUCGCGAACAGCUACCUGUAA
Molecule: messenger RNA, 837 nt
Organism: Phytophthora sojae
Lineage: Eukaryota; Oomycota; Peronosporomycetes; Peronosporales; Peronosporaceae
Exons: 1
Coding region: 1-837 (278 amino acids)
Source: RefSeq, a predicted model, not a curated record